GUUUGGGAGAAAAGAAUGAAGAUGAAAGACUUGGUUUGCCCGCAGCAGCACGCUGGUCACGUGUACGCGACGCGGAGCCUGAUUGGCUCCGGCGCAGCGUCGGUUUAAAGAGCCACCCACCAGCCGCGCUCUGAUUGGUCAGCUGCGUUGAGGCGCCAAGAUUCCAAUAAAUAGAGAAGCGGAGAAGAAGAAGCUCCAGAGUCAGAGAGCCGCCAUCGAGCAGAGAAGAAGAAGCAGCCGCAGCUCCACACUCUCCUCUUCGUCUCCACCUCUUCGUCUCCUCUUCUUCGCCUCCUCUUCUUCACCUCCUCUUCUUCACCUCCUCCUCUUCUUCUUCUCCUCCUCCUCUUCUUCUUCUCCUCCUCUUCACGAUGCUCCGCUCGCCUCUUUCCGUCAGAGAGGAGAAGUCUCUCUGCAGUCAGACCUACAACAUGGCGCUGGACAAAGAAAACACGCCUCCCGCCGUGAGCAGCGCCCGCAUCCUGGCGUCGAAGACCGCGCGCAAAAUCUUCUCUGACGCUGCGCCCAAAGCCGUGAAGAAGAGCAGCAGCGAGGAGGCGGAGCCUCUGCUGAAGGACAACGCCAGCCGCUUCGUCAUCUUCCCCAUCCAGUACCACGACAUCUGGCAGAUGUACAAGAAGGCUGAGGCGUCCUUCUGGACCGCAGAGGAGGUGGACCUGUCGAAGGACCUGCAGCACUGGGAGUCUCUGAAGGACGAGGAGAGGUACUUCAUCUCUCACGUGUUGGCGUUCUUUGCCGCCAGCGACGGCAUCGUCAACGAGAACCUGGUGGAGCGCUUCAUGCAGGAGGUGCAGGUGACGGAGGCCCGGUGCUUCUACGGUUUCCAGAUCGCCAUGGAGAACAUCCACUCGGAGAUGUACAGCCUCCUCAUCGACACGUACAUCAGGGAGCCCAAAGAGAGAGAAUACCUGUUCAACGCCAUCGAGACUCUGCCGUGUGUGAAGAAGAAGGCCGACUGGGCGCUCAACUGGAUCGGCAACGGCAACGCCGCCUACGGAGAGCGAGUGGUGGCCUUCGCCGCCGUGGAGGGAAUCUUCUUCUCUGGCUCUUUCGCUGCCAUCUUCUGGCUGAAGAAGAGAGGCCUGAUGCCCGGCCUGACCUUCUCCAAUGAGCUCAUCAGCAGAGACGAGGGUCUGCACUGUGACUUCGCCUGUCUGAUGUUCAAACACCUGCUCAACAAGCCGUCCAAAGAAACCGUCACCGACAUCAUCCAGAACGCCGUGGCCAUCGAGCAGGAGUUCCUGACGGAGGCUCUGCCCGUGAAGCUGAUCGGGAUGAACUGUGACCUCAUGAAGCAGUACAUCGAGUUCGUGGCCGACCGCCUGAUGCUGGAGCUCGGCUUCGCCAAGAUCUACCGGGUGGAGAACCCCUUCGACUUCAUGGAGAACAUCUCUCUGGAGGGAAAGACCAACUUCUUUGAGAAGCGCGUGGGCGAGUACCAGAGGAUGGGCGUCAUGUCCGGCCCCUCGGACAACACCUUCAGGCUGGACGCAGACUUCUGAGGGCGGAGGUGUGGUCACGUGAUCCGGCGCCGCAGCAGCAGACGCUAGGUUUUCACUCUAACUUCCUGUGCUGUCCCAGAGGAAGCUGGCGUUCCCCUCAGCUCUCUCUCUCUCAGCAGGAUGCAGCCGUGUGUACAGAUGUUUUACUUUGUACAGGACCUUUUAUUAAAUGACGGCAGUUUCUGUAAAUAAGUCUUUUAUCCCCAUUUUUAAAAAGUAAUUUUAGUCUGUUUUUAUGAUCUUUGAAUUGAGCUGUCAAAUGUACAGUUUUAGUUUUUAAUGUAUA
Messenger RNA from Limanda limanda (common dab), 1809 nucleotides. Its product is annotated as ribonucleoside-diphosphate reductase subunit M2-like. Gene Ontology annotation, molecular function: ribonucleoside-diphosphate reductase activity, thioredoxin disulfide as acceptor. Gene Ontology annotation, cellular component: cytosol. Bases 372 to 1523 code for a protein of 383 amino acids. The transcript is spliced from 11 exons. The record is from RefSeq and is a predicted model, not a curated record. Lineage: Eukaryota; Metazoa; Chordata; Actinopteri; Pleuronectiformes; Pleuronectidae. Gene Ontology annotation, biological process: deoxyribonucleotide biosynthetic process.